Molecule: messenger RNA, 684 nt
Organism: Adineta steineri
Lineage: Eukaryota; Metazoa; Rotifera; Eurotatoria; Adinetida; Adinetidae
Source: the annotation of a GenBank genome assembly
AUGAUAAAAUUACUCUCUCCAUCAUUUAUUCGUCGAUAUCAAAUUCUAACUAUAUUCUCUUCAUUAAUUAUUGCUUUAUUAUUAAUCUGUUUGGAUGCAUCAUCAUGGAGAAUUAUUGAAACAAAUGAUAAAAAACUGUUAGCUCAGUUCUAUUCCCCUUUUCAAUAUGAUUCAUCACGAUAUUCUUCCAAUACUGGAAAUAAAACAUUUAAACUACAUGUUGGUCCAUUAUGGAGAUGUCUUACUACAACAAUCAAUGGAAAACAAAUAUUUAUCAGUCAAGAAUGUACUAUAAAUAAUGAUUCAUUUGAUUAUAUUAUUAUUUCAAUCGGUAUCGGAACAUUUAUUUUAUAUACAAUCAGUUCAAUUUGUAUUAUCAGUGGAUGUUUAAAAUAUUAUAUAGAUAUUAUUCGUUUAUGUAUGUCAUUUAUACUUGAAUUAGCAACAUUAUGGUUAAUCUAUGGUUUUUUUCAUAUCCAAAAAGUCUUAGGUCCAUUAUAUGGUUGGGCAUCGAUUGGUUUUUUUAUUGGAAUUAUCAAUGUUAUUAUAAUAUGUGUACUUGAAUGGGAUGAUUAUUUUCGAGAUGUUUAUAAAAAAAAUUGUUCUUCAAUGGAAAUAGAUGCUAAUCAAAAAGUAACUGCAUGGAUUAGUAAUAUAAGUCCUACAGAAAUCGAUCCCAGUUAA